AGGAAAAUUGUUUUUUUUUGGACUGGCGCAAAAACGUCUUUGCGUUUGUUCGGUAGCCGAAACGGUAUCGCACUUUAGAAUGACCAGAAACUAAGUCCGAAUCAGGAGCCAGGCGAUACAGCAGGAUGUCUAUAGAGGCUGAGGCGUUGCUGCAGGAGGCUAAGGAGAGUAUAGAAGCAGCUCAGAAUUACAGGAGCGAACUACAACAACGCCUACAUGGACUCAGCCAGGCACGCAAACAGGUACGAGGCAGCUCGUCUCAGGCCAGGGAGGGGUUGAAGCGUCAUUUCUCAGAGCUCCAGACGGCUGUGACCCGCCUCCUGACGGAGCGUCUGAGCGUGCUCCUUAGCGAGGUGGAUGUCAUCGAGCAGGACAGCGUACGACCGCUGGACGACUGCCAGAAACUCAUAGAACACGGAGUGAACACUGCAGACGAGCUGCUCCGAGAGGGUGAGGUAGCUAUCCGUUGUGGUCUGGGGGAGAAGGAGGACAAGCUGGGGAGUUUCACCAAGAAGGCCCUUCAGAUCCAGCUGGACAGCCUCCCGGAGGUACCAGUGUUAGUAGACGUGCCGUGUGUGUCUGCCCAGCUGGAUGACUCUCUGCUGUACGCGGUGAGAGACAGAGUGUCACGACACGGAUCAGUCUCUUCACACCCUCCGGUCCAGAUAGAGGAACUCCAGGAGAGACCUGGCAGUGUGUUAGUACGCUGGUGUAAGGUGGAUGAUGAGUUUGCGGUGCAGGACUACCGUCUGCAGUAUCGUCGCUCAGUGUCUGGUCAGUACGAGGAUACCUACAUAGGGCCGGAGCAGGAGUUCCUGGUCCUACACCUGGACCCCCACACUGAUCAUCUGUUCAGGGUGUGUGCCCGGGGGGAGGGACGGACCGAGUGGAGCCCCUGGAGCGUCCCACAGACAGGAUACACCACACUGGCACCCCAUGAGUGGCGUCCAGGCAGUGAGGGCUACAUCCUCAGCAGUAGAAGGAACAUCGCCAUGCGGAGUGACUCGUCCCCCUCUAAAGCUGGGGUUCUCUACUCCAACGCUCCAACGUACUUCUGUGGACAGACGCUCACCUUCAAGAUCUCUGCGACGGGCCAGGUGGACAAGCGGGACAGUAUCGGGGUGUGUGUGGGGUGUGAGGGAGAGGCGGAGUCUCUCCAGAGGGACCAGGCUGUCUGCAUCUCCACCAACGGAAUGGUGUUUGUCAACGGUAAAGAGAUGACCAACCAGCUGCCUUCUAUCACCCUUGGCUCUGCCGUGACCUUUGAUAUGGAAGUGGUCAACCUACUACCUAUUAGCAACAACAACAACCUUAGCGACGGAGGCAACUUCAAGCUGAGGGUUACGAUUGGCUCAGGGAACCGGGAAGUGGUGUUUGAUUGGCUGCUGGACCAGGGGGUGGAUUGCCUGUUCUUUGGCUGCUCCUUAGCCCACCCUGGUUGGAAGGUGCUGGUGUUUUGAGGCUGCUGAUUGGACAGCAGCCCUGUCAGUCAACACAAAGGGACAAGCAGAGUAACAGUCCUGUCUGCUGGAGUUGUCCUGUCCCAAAUCAACCCCUAGACCCAACCCCUUAGACCAGUGGUAUUCAAACUUUUUUUAGCAGGGACCCUAUUUGUUUGUGUGCAUUUUCUCAUGAACCCACCCCAAAAAUAAUGACAACCUUAAAUUAGUACAUUUUACAUCAACAAAUAAUCCUUAAUUCGUUACAUUUACAAGACACCAAAAUAAAUGUACUCAAUUGUAUUUUUCAAAUACGUUUGUAUAAUCUGUACUCGUACUUUUUGUUUAGUGGGGUCGCGAUCAUCGCCUUUGAAUACCACUGCCUUAGACACUUAGUCUCUACCCCCUAUAGCAACCUUUCAGUAUUGGGGUAUUUCUAAAAUGUGAAUUCAACUGCUGUUUACAGUAAUGUACCCCUCCUUUACCCACUGUGUGACCCAUCUGUUCCUUUCACCCUGGGAAAGGUUUCAUCUGGCCUUCUGCAGCUAUCUGUGCUUCCUCCAGGUAUGACUGGUGAUGGCUGUCUUCUCCGGUAUCAGAACAUCUCAGCUCCAGUAGCACACCUUUCUCCUCUUGGCACCUGGAUCGACAAUGUAUGCAAAGCCCUUUCUGACCUGGCUGAUAAGAUAUCCUGCCAUCUGAUACAGACUCGUGUACCAGAACUGACCAAUCAUUCUUCCUUUUCAAGAGACACUCAGGCUGUGCAUGAAAUGGCACCCUAUUCCCUACAUAGUGCUAUGGGCCUUGGUCAAAAGUAGUGCACUAUAUAGGGUGCCAUAUUUCAGAUGCACAUUCUCUCCAAACGUCCUAAAAUGGUGGUGUUUACUUUUGAAUGUGAGAACAAUAAGGGAGUGGUCUCGUUCAGAGAUCUUAGAAGUGAUCAGAGAGAGACGUUACCUUUCAUCAAACACAUGAGCUGCAAAGCAUGCUGGUGUGGUUUACCACAGAAUAAGACACCACCACUGUGAAAAACGAUUCACUCCAGAGAUCGUAACCUCUUCUUUUGUCGGUCUCUCCUUCCCUGUCGACCCGUUUAAUUCUCUAGCUCAGUGAGCAGAACUCGUGGUGUGGACGAAGUGUUCUGAAUCAGAUUCCAUUUCAUGCUCUUAAUGUGCUUUUUUUUUUUUUUUGCUAACAGUUUUCACAACCAUGUAAUGUAACUUCACUUGUAGACAUUGAUGAAUUUUGGGGGGAACUUGUUCUACUUGUGAGAGGUGAUUUAAAUUUUAAAACGGUAUCCUAUUUCCUCUAGAGCAAUAUAGGGACGAGUGGGUUGCUUCCUGUGGUUCUGCAGAGAUGGAAUGGUUGCUGUGGUUACAGAGCGCUCUUCAGCAGACUGAGUUAGAUGGUUCAAAUUUUAAAUUAACCUUUAUUUAACUAGGCAAGUCAGGUAAAAACAAAAUGUUAUUUACAAUGACGGCCUCCCCCCUAACCCGGACGACGCUGGGACAAACCCUAUGG
Messenger RNA from Salvelinus namaycush (lake trout), 2960 nucleotides. RefSeq names its product cytokine receptor-like factor 3. The coding region runs from base 126 to 1460 and encodes 444 amino acids. The record is from RefSeq and is a predicted model, not a curated record. The transcript has 10 exons. Lineage: Eukaryota; Metazoa; Chordata; Actinopteri; Salmoniformes; Salmonidae. Gene Ontology annotation, molecular function: protein binding.